Messenger RNA from Ceratosolen solmsi marchali, 4089 nucleotides. It is a transcript of the gene Hmt4-20, whose product is annotated as Histone methyltransferase 4-20. The transcript is spliced from 10 exons. Gene Ontology annotation, cellular component: nucleus. NCBI's taxonomy places the organism in Eukaryota, Metazoa, Arthropoda, Insecta, Hymenoptera, Agaonidae. Gene Ontology annotation, molecular function: histone H4K20 methyltransferase activity; protein binding. The record is from RefSeq and is a predicted model, not a curated record.
UCGCCGCUCUUGGGCUUCUCUUUGGCAACGGCGACGGCUAGCAUCGACGAGGAAGGCGUGAGGCCGCGCGUCAAGGUGAGGAGCCGAGGGGAAGGAUGGCCUCGUCGCUCGAGCCCAGUCGGCGCCUACCCGAAACGUGAGAGGACAGCGAGCGAGGAUCUCUCAUGACAUCCGCCCGACGGUGCGCUAAGGGCAUAGAUCGCAGAAUGGUGGUCGAUUGCUUAUCUGCCCAGGGUUCGGGAGGACGGAAGCAGGAGAGAAGAUUGGGUAGCUCCGUCAGUUCCAGGAUGCAGCCCAAUGUAACAGCGGCAGGUGGCAUGACACCUAAAGAGCUGUGCGAUAAUGACGAUUUGGCAACAUCUCUUGUGCUCGAUACCUACUUGGGGUUUACAACGCAUAAAAUGAAUAUUAGAUACAGACCAUUAAAGGCUAAUAAAGAUGAGCUUAAGAAAGUUAUAAAUGAAUUCAUUCAAACACAAAAUUAUGAAAAAGCCUACAAGAAGUUGAUAAGCGGUGAUUGGGGAGCUCGUUUACCACAUACCAAGUCGAAACAGCAACAGAUCAACUUAGAAAAACAUAUUUAUCGAUAUUUAAGGGUAUUCGAUAAAGAUUCAGGUUUUGUUAUUAAAGCUUGUUAUAGGUAUUCAUUGGAAGGGCAAAAGGGAGCAAAAAUAUGCGCAACAAGAAAAUGGUUAAAAAACGAUAAAAUUUCUUGCCUUGUAGGUUGCAUUGCUGAAUUAAGUGAUAAAGAGGAAGCUGCCCUCUUACAUCCUGGAAAAAAUGAUUUUUCAGUAAUGUUCAGUUGUAGAAAAAAUUGCGCUCAACUCUGGUUAGGACCAGCAGCUUAUAUUAAUCAUGAUUGUAGGGCAAACUGCAAGUUUGUUGCAACUGGACGUGAUACUGCCUGUGUGAAGGUUUUACGUGAUAUCGAAGCAGGAGAAGAAAUCACUUGCUUUUAUGGCGAGGAUUUUUUUGGUGAUGGCAAUUGUUAUUGUGAGUGUGAAACUUGUGAAAGACGUGGUACUGGAGCAUUUGCUAAUCAAAAACCUGGAGAAGAAUUAGAAUCAGGUUAUCGUUUGAGAGAAACGGACAAUCGCAUAAACCGUACAAAACACAGACAGCAGCCGUUAGGUGCAAAUAAACAUCAAGAAAGUACUCUCAUGGAAAGAAAUGGGGAAAUCACUAAUGUUGCAGUCGCUCCUCAGUCACUCAGUAUGAAGGAGUUGAGGCGAAAGGGCCUUACAAAAUAUGAUGCCGAGCUUUUAAUUGCUCAGGGUUGUCGAUUUUCUGACAUUGCUCAGCAACCAGUGUUAUUAAAUAACGAAGAGAAUGCGUCUCAAAAUUCUCAGCAUACUCCAGGUUCAGCCACAAGAACACUCAGAAAUAAAAAUCAAGCAAACAAGACUGAAAGUAAUAAUAAUAAUAAUAAUAAUAAUAAUAAUAAUAAUAUUAACAAUAAUCGAAGCAACUUGAAAGGUUGCCAACGUUUAAGGGCUUCCAGGCUUCAAAAGAGAGCAGAAGCAAAAAGAAUUAAAGGAACUGAAAGCAAUAAUGGCUUGCAUCUUGGUUCGCUUCAUGUUCGUCAUAGAAAAGAAGAUUCCGACAGAGGAGAAGCAGAUGAAAAUUGUGUUUUUUCAAAUUUACACAAACAUAAUCAGGAAACGUCCAGAAAUGAUACUGUAAAUACUUGUCAUAUUCGGGAUCUGCGCUCGACAGCAUCAGAAAAUUGUCAUGAAAAACGACGAGAAGAAGAGUGUUUGUCAAGAUUAUCAGAAAAUAUGUCAAAUGAUAAAUUCAAUUCAAAAUUGCAAGAUGACUCUAUAGAAAAUGAUCGUUCAUUUCAUAUAUAUGGAAAAGAGCACAGUACAAAUUCCUUUAGUCCAAAUCACUCCAAUCUUGUUUCUCAUUCUAAAUUUCAUAAUCUGUCAGAUAUUAAUAUAUCAGAUAAAACAAAUUCAAAUCAGUGCUUAAAAAAUAGUUUCAAAGGCUAUCAGUGUUCAAUGAGUGGUAUAGAUAUAAGUAAAUUGGAUAGUGAAAAUCAAGUGAAAACUAUAAAUUCCAAUAAAAGUGAAAGUUCGGUCAAAGUGUACGAUCGCUUGUUUACGACUGAUAAAAAAGCGUAUCAUAAGUUCAGUGAUAAUGUGUCGUACGAUGUAAAUUGUAGAAAAUCUCCUAUUCAUGGUAAAGCUCCUCGAAGCUCGCCUUUCCAUGAAACUAAGGAUUUCGAUAAGCUUAACUCCAUAGAAGGUUCUGCCGGAGAAAUCCUAGAGUCUAAUGUAAGCAUAAACUAUGGACAAUCUGAGAUAACCUCAAUAGAACCUUCAAAUACCUCGAAAUUUCACAAAAUAGACUCAUUUGACAGUAACUGCAAGUCAAGAUAUCCCAGUGACAUUAAGGAUUGUGCAAAAAUAAUAGAUAAUCAAGAUAAUAAUUUAUUCUUUAACGGCAAACAUAGAGUAAUUAAUGAAGAGACUGUAAAAAAUUUAAGCGAAUCGAGUGAUAAUGUGGUACAAUGUAAAGAAUAUUUGAAUGAUUUUGUGACUCUAAAGUCAGAGGACACACGAACUUUAACACUAAAGAGAUGUGAUGAAGUACUGUUACACUCUCGUAAAAGUCAUAGGAAACAGGCCAAACGGUCAUCAAGAACAAAAUUGAAAAAAAUGAAGAAUGGUAGAAGUUUUUUGGAUAAGUGUAGUGUCAGGUUGACAAGGAGUCAAAAGAAGGACCCUCAACAACCAGCUGUGCCCAUUGGAGCAGCUGAUGAUGAUUCAGGUAUUCAAGGGGACAUUUAUGAGUUUAGUGAAAAAGAGAGUAAUCUGGAAGAUAUUAGUUUGCCAAACCGUGCUCCACUUUUAAGAGAUAAGUAUAAUGAAGUGCAAGAAAACCCACCACCUUUAAUAAUACCCUUGGAUCCUUGGCGUGGCUGUGACGACAAUCAUGAUACCUUCAACAAUAUCAAUGAUAGGCAAUCGAGAGAAAACUCUGUUAGCAGUGAGGGAAAACAUGAGUAAGUCAGCAGCAGCAGCAGCAGUAAUAGUAUCAGCAGUAGUAUCAGCGCAAACAUUAGUAGCAGCAUAAACAAGAACACCGGCACUUGCAUCGAACAACAACAACAACGGCCACUACAACCACCAUCGGCGCAACCACAAUCGAUUCCAAGUGUAAUGCAUCCCUGGGAGCAACCACUUCCGCAACGGCAACAAUUCACAUCUGAACCCUCGGAGUGUCGCACCUAUCCAGUGACGCCCGAGCGCCAAAGUGGUGGCAGACUCAAGUUAACCCUUCGUAUGAAACGUUCACCCAUCCUGGACGAUGUAAUCGAGUCAGGAACAAAUUUGAGCGAGGAUUGCGGCAACGACGUACCGGAAUACGAGGUGCUGCGCGUCGAGGGCGUUGACGAAGAGGAAGCAGAGAGCGCGAGACCCCGCAAGAAGCAUAAGACUCGCGAUCGCGAAAGGCGGCACAAGCGCCGGGAGCUUAUACACGAUCCGCCCAUACCCCCGCCAACCUCCAUGAAGAGACUGAGGCUCAUCUUCGGUAACGAGACGCACACCAUCGAUCUCCCGCACUCCUAACGCCCGGGGACGCUCCGAUAGCGGGGACGUAACGAAGAUCUUGGGGAGAACGAUGAGGACGAGCAGCGGGAACUGCUCAACGAUUACUUUAGAGCCAUUUUCUGUUAGGAUGAGAGUCGCUGGAUGGUCCCACUUUAUUUUCUUUCUAUCUAUUUGUCUUUAUCCUUCUCUCACUCUGCUCUUUCUCUUUCUAGUUUUCUCUAUAACGCGCACUCGAACCUCCCCAUGAAUAAUUCCACGCGACUACUACUUCUUCGUCUAAUUUGCCGCUGGGAGGCAGAAACGAAUACGAUUCCUCAAGACUUCAACGAAAAUUAUAUUUUAUCACGCUAUGCACGCUGUAUGCUUUUCGAGAACAACUGUAAACUCUUUUAUACGUUUUCUUCUUCCUAUCUAAAUAUUGAGAAAAAAAAUUUUUUAAACAUUGAGAAUAAUAAGCAUGUUCGUUGGACUUGAAGAAUGAAUUGACCUUGUAAACAUAAAGAAACGCUCGAAUAUUAUUAGUCGGUCCCUU